AUGGAUUCCACCACUGCCAAGCUUCUCAACUGCGUGGCUAUUGCUUCUCCUGCUGCCGCCGCUGGCCCCGGGCUUCGGGCUUCGCGGCACGGGAGACCGCCGCCUCGACGCGGCGCCGUCUGCGGCUCCGACGGCCGCUCCUACCCCAGCGUCUGUGCGCUGCGCCUGCGCGCCCGGCACGCGCUCCGCGCUCACCUGGGCCACCUGCACAAGGCGCGCGAUGGCCCCUGCGAAUUUGCUCCUGUGGUUGUCAUUCCACCCCGGAGUGUUCACAAUGUCACCGGUGCACAAGUGUACCUGUCCUGUGAGGUGAGGGCUGUGCCAGGUCCUGUCAUCACGUGGAGGAAGGUCACCCAGUCUCCUGAGGGCACCCAAGUGCUGGAGGACCUGCCUGGGGACCAUGUCAACAUAGCUGUCCAGGUGCGGGGGGGCCCUUCAGACCACGAGACCACAGCCUGGAUUUUGAUCAACCCCCUGAGAAAGGAAGACGAAGGAGUGUACCAGUGCCAUUCAGCCAAUGUAAUUGGGGAGGCCCAGUCCCACGGCACAGUGACGGUUACAGAGCCCAGCAGAUACCAAGCACCCCGCUUUCCAGCUCCAGAGGACCGCCUGUGA
Messenger RNA from Condylura cristata (star-nosed mole), 615 nucleotides. It is a transcript of the gene IGFBPL1, whose product is annotated as insulin-like growth factor binding protein-like 1. Gene Ontology annotation, cellular component: extracellular region. Bases 1 to 615 code for a protein of 204 amino acids. The transcript is spliced from 6 exons. Gene Ontology annotation, biological process: regulation of cell growth; regulation of signal transduction. NCBI's taxonomy places the organism in Eukaryota, Metazoa, Chordata, Mammalia, Eulipotyphla, Talpidae. Gene Ontology annotation, molecular function: insulin-like growth factor binding. The record is from RefSeq and is a predicted model, not a curated record.